Molecule: messenger RNA, 1320 nt
Organism: Aspergillus clavatus NRRL 1
Lineage: Eukaryota; Fungi; Ascomycota; Eurotiomycetes; Eurotiales; Aspergillaceae
Product: alpha/beta hydrolase
Exons: 1
Coding region: 1-1320 (439 amino acids)
Cellular component (GO): membrane
Molecular function (GO): palmitoyl-(protein) hydrolase activity
Source: RefSeq, a predicted model, not a curated record
AUGCCGGCAUUAUCAGGGCUGAAGCGCAUCCAGCGCAACGCACAUAGAACAUCACCCCUUGAGAGCCUGCUAGGCCCGUCUCCCGCAUCCCACAAGUGCCAAAAUGGUGCCUCACGACCAAUCCACACAAUAAUCUCAAAGCAAAGAACCCGCAAACUCACCGAUCACAAGGUCCGCAGUCCAUCAAGACGUGCUACAUCGCGCGGCUUGCUUACAUCCGCCAUCCCCACCGCCCUCAUCCCGCCCCUGAUCUUCACCACCCUGCUGCUCGGCCUGUGGACCUGGAAAUGCUUCUGGAUCGUGCUCAUGCAGAAUAAACUGCUCUACAUCGCAUGGCUGCCGCCGUUCGCGCGCUCGGAGCAGAUCGCCGACUACGCAUCCGAAUGCAGACCCGUCACAUGGACGCAGAAGCCAAUCCGCAGCCUCGACGGGACGACCCUCGCCGUCUGCGAGGGGCGGAUCCGCGCCCCCGUGUCUGCGCCUGCGGGGAGACAAGGCACCCAUCCAACGAAGAGGGUGGUUAUCUGCUACUUCCAGGGCAACGGUGGCUCGACGCCGAUGCGGCUGCCGCUUCUGUCGGGCCUCUUGCGGGACAUGGCGGCUGCGUCCCGGGAUGCGGGCGUGGAGUGUGUGGCGGUUGCGUUGUCGUACCGCGGGUACUGGACGUCGGCGGGGCGGGCGACGCAGUCUGGUAUCGAGCUUGAUGCGCAGGCGUUUCUGGAUUGGGCGGUGGGGGAGUAUAGUGUGCCCGGGAUGGAGCUUCAGGUGGUGCUCUGGGGACAUAGUCUGGGGUCGGCGAUUGCGAGUACGGCUUUAGCGACGUAUCUCUCUCGUCGUGGGCUGGAGUCACCUCGACGAGGUGAGGGAGAUGUAAUUGCUCCGAUUACUGGGCUUAUACUCGAAGCUCCGGUUUCCAGCACCAAGGAUAUGUUGAUUAGCUUGUAUCCGCAGAAGUGGUUGCCAUAUCGCUAUCUGUGGCCGUUUCUGUGGAAUAACUGGAACAGUGCGGUGGCGAUGCAGCGGAUGGCGCGCUGGCGGGACCAGCUUCGCCAACCAGGAAAAACUGAUGCGAGCAUCAACGGGGGACCAGAGGUUGCGUCGGACUCUGCAGGAAGGGUACCACCCAUUCUGCUUCUUUCGGCUGAGAAAGAUGAGGUCAUUCCGUCAUACGCGGCUGUAGAGUUAGAGGAAGAGGGCAUAAGGCUUGGCCUGGAUGUUCAGAGGCUCGAAGUCGCUGGGGCAAUGCAUACAGAGAUACCCAUCAAGAUGGCAGGUAAAAAGACAAUGGUGGAGUUCAUAUUAAGCUGCACUAAAGCUUGA